UUCUUACAAUAUCACUGUACUAGUUGGGAAAAAGUCACUGAAGUGUAAAAAAAAAUUCCUCAAUCAUGGCGGUGGGUUAAAAGUAUCGUCGGUAUUUCAGAAUUUUAAUGCACCUAACCUUUUGCGUUUGCUACAAAUAUGCUAAUGGUUCAUCGUAUUUUUCCUUAUUUUCUAAAGCAGAUCUCAUGUCCAACCGAUUCUGUUGCAAUAAAACCGGAGUUUUGUGCUUACUUACUUGUGAUGCACUCACACAAAGAAGCAGAUAGACUUUUUCAGGCUCUUAGUUCACGUAUAACCACUUUUAAUAGUCGUUUGAACUCAGAGCUUACUGGUCUUCAGGAAACUAAUAGCGCGUCAAACAGUCCUGGAGAUUUUCCUGUCGUCCAUUCCCGUAAGAAUGCUAAUCCAGAAGAGGGUGAUGAUUCUCCUUUUAUCGGUAAAGGUGACGAAAGAACACAAAGCACUAAAUCAGAAACUGACGACUUACCCACAAAUGUAGACAGUGAAUCUUCGAUUCUUACACCAUCUACAGAUUAAAGGUGAUCUACUCAAACGUACGAGAUUCCCUACAUGUGUAUUUUAUAAACAUUUUCUUCACAAAUCAUCUUGUGUUUUCUGAUGUUAUUAUCUGUAUGUCAUCUUUAUAGAUAUUUACAAAUAUACGCGG
Molecule: messenger RNA, 667 nt
Organism: Trichobilharzia szidati
Lineage: Eukaryota; Metazoa; Platyhelminthes; Trematoda; Strigeidida; Schistosomatidae
Source: the annotation of a GenBank genome assembly